AUCUCCACUCUUCUACAGCCUUCCCAUUCCUUCCUGCUUACUCGGAGGCAACAAACUCACCACCAUAUAAACCAGAUUUUUUCUUACAGGGCAGCACAACGUUUUUCCUUCCCACUGACAGUGUUCACAAACGAGAAGCUGUGUUCUUUUAAUCAGUGAGGCUAUUAACGAACUUAAAUCCGUGGACCAAUUAAAAACUUUUCCUGGUCUUUUCUUCUUCACUUUUCCAAAAUUCAGUCUAAAAGAAAGUUUGACGAUAUGAGCGAACCUAAGGACACCGUGUUCCAGGACAUCGGUGCUUCUGCUGCUCAAGCUACCGCCUCUGAAGAUGCAAGCGAGAAUCCCGUUAGAGAGGUGGAUUCUAUGUGUAUGAAAUGCCAAAAAACGGGCAAGACAAAGCUGUUGCUGACGGUGAUUCCUUACUUCCGUGAGGUUGUCCUUAUGUCUUUUGAAUGUCCUCACUGCGGCUUUAAGAAUGCUGAAAUCCAGCAUGCUGAGACUAUCCAACCAGAAGGUAGUAUCAUUACUUUUAAGGUUCAGAAUAAGAACGACCUUGACCGCCGCGUGGUCAAGAGUACGGAGGCCGUGGUUAAGAUUCCAGAGGUCCAAUUGGAGAUCCCCGGCCGUCUGAGCCAGCUUACGACCAUCGAGGGUAUCAUUACCCAAGUCAUUACCGAUUUAAGCAAUGACCAAGAGGAGCGCAAGCAAAAGCUUCCCGAGGUGUAUGAACAAAUCAACACCUUUAUUCAAAAACUGUCCUCCUUGUUGGAGGGCAACACUCCCUUCACAUUCGUGCUGGAUGACAUGACCGGCAACAGCUGGGUUGAGAUGAAGCCCGGUGAGGACAAGGACAAUUGGAUGCAAGGCAAGUACUUCCGUUCGGCUGCCCAGAACGAGCACUUGGGACUCGUUGACACGAACGGUGCUUCCGUUUCCGGCAACGAUGCCAUCACUGCUGGCGAGCUGAACAACGAGGUUGAUCCCAGCGAGGUGCAGACCUUCCACGCCGCUUGUCCCUCUUGUCGUCACAUGUGUGACACCCAUAUGAAGAUGGUUGACAUCCCCCAUUUCAAGGAGGUUGUUAUCAUGUCUACCACCUGUGACGCUUGCGGUUUCAAGUCGAACGAAGUAAAGACGGGUGGUGCCAUCCCUCCGAAGGGUCGUCGCAUCACGCUCAAGGUUCUUGACGCUGAAGACUUGACGCGUGACAUUCUCAAGUCUGAGACCUGUGCUCUUAGUAUUCCCGAGCUUGGUCUUGACUUGCAUCCCGGUACCUUGGGUGGUCGGUUCACCACCGUUGAAGGUAUUUUGGCUCAAGUUCACGAUGAGCUGUACGGUCGUGUUUACUCGAAGGAGAGUGAUUCCAUGACGGAAGAGCAGAAACAAAACUGGCAGUCUUUCCUUGACAACCUUCAGGCCGCUCGUGAAGGUCGUUUCCCCAUCACCGUGAAGCUUGAUGAUCCUUUGGCACAAAGUUACCUUCAGAACUUCUAUGCUCCCGACCCUGAUCCAAACAUGACCGUCGAGGACUAUGAGCGUACGUUUGAAAUGAACGAGGAGCUCGGUUUGAACGACAUGAAGACCGAAAAUUACGAAAAGCCUGAGGAGCAAUCGACUUCUCAAAACUAAGGGGAUGGAAGAAGCCUAUCGUGAGCUUCUUGUUUAAUUGUUGUUUUUUGUAUAAGUAGAGAGGGGAGGUUUUAAAUAAAAGUCGGUUUGGUAAGAAGACAA
Messenger RNA from Schizosaccharomyces japonicus yFS275, 1731 nucleotides. RefSeq names its product EF-1 alpha binding zinc finger protein Zpr1. NCBI's taxonomy places the organism in Eukaryota, Fungi, Ascomycota, Schizosaccharomycetes, Schizosaccharomycetales, Schizosaccharomycetaceae. Bases 259 to 1629 code for a protein of 456 amino acids. Gene Ontology annotation, cellular component: nucleus. The transcript has a single exon. The record is from RefSeq and is a predicted model, not a curated record. Gene Ontology annotation, molecular function: zinc ion binding.